This is a messenger RNA of Daldinia decipiens, 2556 nucleotides long. RefSeq lists its product as uncharacterized. NCBI's taxonomy places the organism in Eukaryota, Fungi, Ascomycota, Sordariomycetes, Xylariales, Hypoxylaceae. The record is from RefSeq and is a predicted model, not a curated record. The transcript has 6 exons. The coding region runs from base 322 to 2136 and encodes 604 amino acids.
GGUAGCUUCAACAUAUACAUAUUUGAUGAACUAGGAACUCACUAUGGAGCUGUCACUUUACAAGUACACCAUCAAGUAUAGGUACUAUCCACGUGGAAUUUCAUCGGCCAGGUUACCUUACAACUAUCCAUCUCUUUUCUAACACUUAGAAUAUUCAACUGCUACAAUUCACAUCACCAACAACUAAAUACCGCCGAACACAAAAUUCAUGCUAAUGUCUCUCGAAGGUUAUCGGCUCUAUUCCAAGUUUUGUUCGUUGUAUCAACCAGAUAUUCUUUCAGGUUUCUCUACUUCGUCGUUCAGUAUCCCCAGUUAGUGAAGAUGCGUUUUGAGGAUUGGGAUGUGCUAUUGUUUCCCAGGGAUUCCAAAAUCCCAAUGAAGGAGUUCAAGACUAAUUGCCAUGUGGUCCACGAUAAUGAAUUCGCAUAUAGCCACGGAUCGUACGGCUUACCAACCAUGACAUGUUUCAUGCCAGGACUGUCCCCGGGCACCCAAUUCAACAUCUCGCUUCACUCCUGGAAGACACCCGACAUCAGCCAGUUCACCAGAAGCUACAGCAAACAUCCAGAAUUAGUCAAGUUCGAGGCACGAGUCUUGAUCGAUGGCCGUCUAGUUGCUUCGUCAGCAUUAAACCGCACUGGGCCGUGGCCUCAGCUGAUCAACCAUAGCUUUGAGUUUACCAAAAAUGGUGACCUAGAAACCCUCCGGUUCCCUCCGUUCCGCAGCGAAGUUCUCCAGCAAAGCUACUGGAGCCCGGCAGAUGAAAUUGGAAGAAUUAAAAUUGUCAUUAGCGAGGGGUUCCCAAGGGACUCUCUAAGUGUCCCCAUCGAACGAGUCAAGAAUGUUGUGGCAUUUUCGUUCCAACAUGCUCCCCUCGAUAUUCUCGAGAGCUCUGGUAUUGCAUGGCCGAAUCCUGGGAUGUGGCGGCGCACUCCUUUCAACCCUACUAUGCCUGUUCCAUCACAACGCCACGAAGACGGUGCGGAUGCCCAUCUCCACUCCCCUCGUCGUCGGACGACGAGUUACAUGAAAGGAACAUCCAAUUCAUCUGGGUACAAUCCUGGCCCUCCGGGACUGGUACAAGCAAAUACCAACGGCUUUCUUAGCUCUAUGCCUAAUACCCAGGCAUUGUUACAGCGUAACGAAACCGGAUCCGGAUCUGGAUCCGCCUGGGCAGAUCCCUUCAGCACGCAAAAGUCUGAAGCUACCGCUUGCUUUGAUUGGACAAACAGUAGUUUCGGGCCCAUAGGAUUCAACCAGACCACCGACAGCGGCAAGUCUAACUGCAACUAUGCAUCUACUCGCAGGACUACCGGCAUAAGCAAGGUAUCACGCUCUGAUAUGAGCAUGCCUGAUUACGGCUUGGGCAAUUCAAACACUACUCAAGGCAUAUCAGACCAUCAAUUCUUAAGCCUCUCGACGUCUAAUCUUGGAGAUGCAGAUACAGCCACCCAUAAUCCCAAGGCGCCAUCUAACACGCCAACGACUUUGACCGGGACAAAUUUCAUUGAUGAGCUUAAUAUAGACGUGAGCAAGAUCGACGCGCCUGGAGGUACGUCAAUGAACGACUUUUUCAACUCUAACCACGCCAAUUUCUCGUCCGAGCUCGCAAAUUCUCUUACACAUUCGUUGUUGAAUCAACCACAUCCGCUUCCUGUCUAUUCCGGAUGCAUUGGGCCAACAGCUCCUGAAGUGAAGUCACGCAAGGAGAAUCGUCUUCACCAGGACUCCCCGAAUGAAAAUGCAUCAACCAUAGACCAUGUCGAGAUGCGCAAGGUAUCGCAGCCAUCAAUCUGCAGCCUCGGUAAGGAAACCCAGGACAACAGCUCAAACAAUUCUCCCCCCAGCCAGGGUACAUUCUCGGGAGUGUUCUCUCACCGAUCCACGUCAACAGCUGACUUUGGUAAUGACCUCACCAACUGCACCAACAUCUUUCAGCAUUCAAAUGUAGACUCGCAUAUAUGUGGCGACCCAGCCCCAGAAAUUCGUAUCACAGGCUGCUCCGAUAAGGGCAUCAAGCGCACUCGUCACUUCACGUCGGCUGGUGGUAAAGUGAUGGAUGAUACCAUUGAGGCACUAACCAAUAGCCCCCAAGUACAAAUCGAUCUCGACGAGCAAUUCGGGGCGCCAAUGUAAUCGAAACCCCGCCGAGUGCAUUCACAAUAGCAACUUAUUUUGGAAGAUCAUUGAAUAUUCAUGAUUAUUGGACGCAUUGGUAGGGGAAUGCCUCGUCGUAGCCCGUUCGCAAACUAGCAUUGUAGCCAAUGCAUUAUAGACUUCUUGCUGGGAGAGCGUAUCAUUAGCUUACUACCUAACAUGAGAAACAUGGCUACUGGUUUGUUUUUAAUACUACUGGUAACCUCGAGUUGGCUUGUAGAACAUUCUUGGCCUUGUAAAAGGGUUUGAACCACAGCCCGUAGGACAUGGGGUUUUAAUGUUAUGGUAUGGGAAGGGAAGCAAAGUUUGGUGUUUAGCUGAGAAGAGUAUAGAUAGAUUAGUUAAGUCAACUUCGCGGGUAUAUAACUCGCAGAGCAAUAAAUGGGAAUAUUGCCUUUA